Molecule: messenger RNA, 1708 nt
Organism: Salvia miltiorrhiza (redroot sage)
Lineage: Eukaryota; Viridiplantae; Streptophyta; Magnoliopsida; Lamiales; Lamiaceae
Product: tRNase Z TRZ1
Exons: 9
Coding region: 436-1359 (307 amino acids)
Source: RefSeq, a predicted model, not a curated record
CUCCUUUGUUUCCUCUCUCCAUCACGCUCGACUCUCUCUUUCUCUCGCCAUCCCUUUUCCUCUCUGUCUCCUCGCCGCUGCUGGCGCCACUUCUCAGUCCCGGCGUCGCCUCCUCCUCCUACCCUGAUUCAAAACACCAACCCCCUAAAUUCUCCCAAUUCCUCAAACCCUUCUCCUCAAAUCCUAAAUUUCUCUGGAAUACCAAAUUUUCUCCUUCUCUAUUUCUCACCAUCUCGAUCAAUUCUAAACCAAGCGACAGCAGCACCACGGCUCUCCCCAAUCCCUCUCCUCUCAUCUCGGAACAGACGGCAGCCUCCACCGCCGCCGUCCCUCUCUCUUCUAACGGCGAGAAUUGCUGCCGCCGUGACAGCAACACCUCUGCCUCAACUCUCUCUCUCUAUCAACCGAAGAAAUCAACACAAGGAUUCGAUUUCAAUGGCAUCCGGUGGCGAAACUGCGCGGGAGUCUAUCGACGUGAUAUCGGAGAGGCAGAAACAGCAGAAGAAGAAAAAGAAGAGAGCUGGCGAGGAAGACCUGCAAAUCGAGGGCUACUCAAUCGGGGGAUUGUCGAUAGCGGGGCAUGAGACUUGCGUGAUUCUGCCCUCUCUCAACUUGGCGUUUGAUAUUGGCAAGUGCCCCCAGUGUGCCAUUUCGCAGCAGUUCCUCUUCAUCUCCCACGGCCACAUGGACCACAUUGGAGGACUACCAAUGUACGUUGCUACACGUGGCUUAUACCGGAUGGCGCCACCAACUAUCAUCGUGCCAAAAGUUAUCAAGGAAAGUGUGGAAAAGAUUUUUGAAGCGCACAGGGUCAUGGAUCAUUCCGAACUUGAGCAUACUCUGGUUGGUCUAGACGUGGGUGAAGAGUUUUCCAUAAGAAAGGACUUGAAAGUGAGAGCUUUUAGAACUUAUCAUGCUAUUCCGAGCCAGGGAUACAUAGUUUAUUCCGUGAGACAGAAACUCAAGCAGGAAUACCUUGGGCGACCUGGUGCUGAGUUAAAAGGCCUGAGGCUGUCUGGCAUUGAGAUUACGGACACCUAUACAACACCUGAAAUUGCAUUUACGGGGGACACUAUGUCAGACUUCAUUACUGAUGUAGACAAUGCCGAUGUUUUGAGGGCAAAGAUUCUCAUUAUGGAGAGCACAUACGUGGAUGAUUUAUGCAUGGUGGAGCAUGCACGAGAAUAUGGACAUACUCAUUUGUCUGAGAUAAUUAAUCAUGCAGAAUGGUUUGAGAAUAAAGCAAUUCUUCUAAUUCACUUUUCUGCUCGGUAUCAAUUGGAUGUCAUUGAAAACGCUCUUUCUGCACUCCCUCCUCGUUUGGCUGGGCGAGUUUUUGCCCUCACUAAUGGUUUUUGACGAAGGUCAAGAGCUAAACACAUGUUUGUAUGAAUCAUAUCUGGGAUCUAAACAUUCUGGGUUCGGGCUCCAAGGAUUACGAGAACCUCAGCUUCAGAGAAUACACAGGUUUGACUUUGUCACUCUUUUAGAGCUCCCAGUUCUCACAGGAAGAAAAUCUAUUAGCAAAGUUGAUUUGUGGAGUCUGUGGCGGCUCUUUUUCUGAGAUGUUCCAGCUAUAUAUGAGUAGUUUCUAAACGGUUGAAACAAGUUUGUUACGCAUAGGUUCUAAAUUGUUGUUUUUAGACAUCAAAUGUUUAUUAGUAUUUUGUAGGAUAAUUUAUUUGAGUUGUCAUCAAGGUUACAUCAA